Messenger RNA from Adineta ricciae, 1539 nucleotides. The record is from the annotation of a GenBank genome assembly. NCBI's taxonomy places the organism in Eukaryota, Metazoa, Rotifera, Eurotatoria, Adinetida, Adinetidae.
AUGUCACAGGCAAGUCACACGAGCGAAAUUAAAUCACCAACGUUUUCAACCACACCAACGUGGUUAAACCGAGCACGAAUUAUCAGUGCUCUGGCAUACAUUCUUAUUCUUAUUGGUUAUUUAAUCUUCAUUAUCGUUUGUAUUGCACGGUAUCCAUCGUGUGAACGAGCCCCAAGUACGCCUUGGUGGUUCAAUAGUGUAUUUCUGCGUUUAUCCACUCGGACGUUGACAUUCAAUGAUAUCCAGCAGAAGCUGAAUGACUAUCAAAGCAAUUUUAGUCUCCAAGCACUUUGGCUGAACCCGGUGAUGCGUUUAUCCGCGGAAUCCAAUCCAUUGGCUUGGAAUGAUAUAGAAAUGAAUCUUGGCGGUGAAAGUGCUCUGAUGAAUUUGAUUAAUAAGUCACAUGAGAGUGACCUUCGGAUUAUCGUUGAUUAUCCAUUGAAUCAUUUGUCGAUUCAAUCGCCGAAGUAUCUAGCAAACGAUGAUUCCUAUUUUGUAUGGAAUGACCAAGGUAAUCUGAGCAAUUGGGUGACAGUUGACAAUCCACAGAAAUCAGCGUGGACUUACAACAAUCGGAAAAACUCGUUCUAUUUGCAUCAAUUCGAUCGAAAUAGUGAUGCAAUCGAUGUAAACUAUCGAAAUAACCGAGUAUUCAAGGAUGUAAUCAAUUCUUUAUCGUCUUGGGACACUAAAUAUCUCUUCGAUGGAUUUAAUAUCCAAGGCAUUAGCUAUGCGUAUGAGGAUUACGAAUACCAAAACGAAGAUGUCAAUGGCUCGAGUCGAACUCGGCAUCUCGAUGAAGAUUAUCUACUACUCGCUCGUAUCAAAUCCGAAAUCAAUCCAAAUAAGUUGCUUCUGCUUGAUUCUGUCGAUUCUCUGUCAACUUCUAAUGAUCAAAUUUUAACACGUUAUUAUGGUGAUGAAAACAAAUCCUUAGGCGGUGUGCAAAUAGCUUCGAUAAAUGAUUACAUUUUGACUGACGCACAUUCCAACAAUGUCACAGGUAUUUUUCAUCGGUAUUCUCAAUCAAUCUUUUUCCAACGAAACCAACCGUUGAUUUGGUCUUCACUAUCAUCGAAUUCUCAGUUGAACGAAGCAUUUUUCGCUGCGUGUUUAUUUCAUGUUGGUGUUGUUGCAAUCGAUCUCGAACGACAAGGACAACAAUUCACAACUGACCAACUUUCUCGUCUUAGACAAAUUUCGACCUUUGUCCGCACACUCGAUGUAUUUCGUGCCGGUCGCAUUCAACAGAAUAUUUUAUCUGAUUCAAAACUGCUAACUAUCGAACGAGCCCGACGUGGUUCACGUCAUCAUAUUAUUAUAAUUAACUUAAGUAAUACCGUUCGAGAGGAUAAAAUUGAAUUAAAAGAAGGAAAUACCAAUGCUGUCGAGGUUCUUCUAACCAAUCUGGCAAAUCCCGGUGUCAAAUAUGAAACGAAUGCAUUGCUUGAUAUGACUGAGACGAUUCGAUUAGAACCCUAUGAAUACAUUAUCCUCCGUUGGUCUCCAUCCAUCGACGGACUCGGAAUUAUUUUUUGA